UAAAUAAAAAAGUAUACAACAUAUAUUUAAUCUAUCCUAUUCCUUCCCUUAUUUUGUUAUCAAAAAGUAGACAAAAUGAGGACCUGCAAAAUCAGCCUUCAAGUUUCCUUAUCAAUCUUCCUUUACACCUUACUCAGCACCCCUUGUUUAUCCUCUAAGUUAUGCAACCCUGACGACAAGGCGGCCCUCUUGCAAUUCAGCCAACAUUACUUUGGCAAUAUUUCUACUUAUUGGAAAUCGGAUGAUGCUGAUGCUGAUGCUGAUGCUGAUUGUUGUAAGGAUUGGGAGGGUGUUAAAUGUGACCGGCACACCAACCGUGUUACAACGCUUUCCCUUUCUAAUGGUCAACUUUCUGGUGAGAUCUCAUCUGCCCUUGGUGACCUCCCUUACCUUAAAACACUUCACAUUAGGAAACAACCUAACAUUACUGGUACUAUUCCUAAUUCUAUUGUCAAACUCCAAAAUCUUAAAUUCCUCCGCUUUGACUGGAAUAACUUAUCCGGUCCGGUUCCCUCGUUUUUGAGUCAAUUAAAGAAACUACAUUUCUUGGACCUGUCUUUUAACAGGUUUUCCGGUUCUAUCCCACCUUCACUUUCUACCCUACCCGAUCUCUACUCCCUACAUUUGGACCGAAACCAACUCACCGGUUCAAUCCCUGACAGUUUUGGGUCUUUUAAAUUAACUAACAUUUCUAUAUACUUAUCACACAACAACUUGUCCGGUUCAAUCCCAACCACGCUAGGAAGCGCACAUAUAAUCGACUUCUCACGUAACAAACUAACCGGUGAUGCGUCCUUUUUGUUUCGAAACAAUAACAUAUCGAGAAUUAAUUUAGCAAGGAACUUGUUGGAGUUCAAUAUGACAAAUGUGGAGUUUGGUUUUGGGUUGAAUAUUAUUAACUUGAACCAUAACAAUAUCUAUGGCAGCAUUCCGCUCUCUUUGGCAACGUUACCCCAAUUGCAAUCAUUAAACGUAAGUUACAACCAUUUGUGCGGUCCAAUUCCUACCGGAGGGGGGUUCGUCAAGCUUGAUCAAUCUUCAUACAUUCACAACCGUUGCCUAUGUGGUGUUCCGAUGCCCCCUUGCAUUUAAUUCUUUUGCAACUUUCAUAAUCUACUUUAAGCAUCAGAUAAUAUUACACGGGCGCCCAAGAAUAUUACUCGUCUUUUUAUUUUAUUUUUAAAUGUAGCAUAACUUUCUAAUGGUUUUGGACUUGAUGCUUCAUUUCUUCAGGGUCCAUCAAACCACCUACAAAGUAUUUCUUAAUAAUUUAUAUGAAAAUUUUAAUUAAUAUUGUAUUCA
Messenger RNA from Spinacia oleracea (spinach), 1302 nucleotides. RefSeq names its product polygalacturonase inhibitor-like. The record is from RefSeq and is a predicted model, not a curated record. NCBI's taxonomy places the organism in Eukaryota, Viridiplantae, Streptophyta, Magnoliopsida, Caryophyllales, Amaranthaceae. Gene Ontology annotation, molecular function: protein binding. The transcript has a single exon. Bases 76 to 1092 code for a protein of 338 amino acids.